Messenger RNA from Ciona intestinalis (vase tunicate), 3505 nucleotides. NCBI's taxonomy places the organism in Eukaryota, Metazoa, Chordata, Ascidiacea, Phlebobranchia, Cionidae. The record is from RefSeq and is a predicted model, not a curated record.
AUAUUCUUUUCUGGUAUUUUCCUCUACUUAAUCGCAUAUNUACGGUAAAAAUAUUAAAUUUAUUUUCCAAUUUCCCGCAGGUCAAACAGAACAGGAUACAGGCGAUUUUACAUUGUGUGUGAAUCCUUUGUCGACCGACAAUCGCUCUCACCCAUCGCCAGCGCUUUUACCGCCCGUAGUGUGAACCCGCCUUAAUGUUUACGUACACGAGUAGCUGAGUCAGUUUGAAAGAGAAGUAAAUAAAGUAAAUUAGACGCCGCCAUCAGUUUGUAAGAUGAUAACAAUAGCGCAUCUCGUUUCAUGGGCAACCGUGUUUAAACGUCGCUUAAAAUCAACGUAGAUUUUCUAUUUCGUUUUGAAAAUAAUAGAUGCGGUUAAAGGUGUAUAAUAACCCGAUUUUUUUACUAAGAAUGUUAAUUUAUAGAAAGUAUUUCUCAAUUUCACCCUUUCUGUCUGUUUUAUUCUUUCCAGCCGUCUGAAGAUAUUUUUAAGUUUAAUUUAAGUUUUCUCUGAUGCCGGAUCGAUAGCAAAACUUCAAUAUGGAUUGGGAUUAUUUUACUGCAGCCAUGUUUGCUGUUGCGGUGACUUUAAGCACGUAUUACGGGAGCAGUGGAGCUCAGUUCAAGGUCGUUGAAUCAUUCAACUGUAACGACCCUCGAUCUGUGGAAAGGAUCCAUGUCUCGUCACCAUGCGGCGCUGUUGCUUCCCCAUGUUACCCCCAACCAACCCCGGAGCUUGGAGAGGGAAGGAAGGGAUGGGUGGUUGAUGCUGGGGGUUGGGGGCGCAAAGUGGCAGGUUAUCGAUUAAGUUUUCAAGAUUUUAACAUCGGCGACCAACCAUCAACCUUCAUCAUCGGGAAAGCCGCCGAAACACUCAGCAAUGGACUGCUUAAUGUUACCGGGGACAUCACCGUAAAUGGACAGAUUGAUGGGGGAAUCACCGUUGUAGAGAACGGAAGAAAGACUUUGAAAACGAACGAAAACUUCCUUGACGUUGAUUUUAUGAAGAUCUUCCUAACUUUUAAUACAAGCGGUUCAACGACAGACCAGGGUCAACGGUUUUAUAUCACAUUCUGUGCAGACUUUGAUAAAUGUAGUGAUCAUGAGGAAUAUUGCAAACAUGGUGGAACUUGUGUUCGAGAUGGGUUCAAGAAAUAUCGAUGUAAAUGUAAAGCGGGUUUCAUUGGGAAUCGCUGUGAAAGUGAUCGUCCGCCAGAUGGCGAAUGUAACAACGCAGAAGGUGGCGACAAAAGUAAAGGUCGAGUAAAACUAUGCGAGUCAUCCCGUUGUAUUAAGCGACUACCACCCAAAGAAACCGAGGAAUUGACACCAAUGGAAACAACGCCUGCUAAACCAAUGUCUCCAUACUCUAGCUACCUUGGGUUUCCUCGAGUUAACUUUGGAGGAGAAAUCAACUUUGACGCCAGCACAAACAAUAACCAGAAAUGUACUUUUGACAACGAAUUCUUCUCCGUUAGUGAACUGUCAAAGGACUACGUAAUAGUUGGGCACGAAACAAAUCGAUACAACAGAUACCCAACUGAAGGAAACAAUUGGAACCCAGACGGUGGCAACCAUUUUAGAUUUUACAACACAACCGUAACUUCUACGUGCACAUCUAAUGGUCGUUGUAGCACAACAGACGCUAUCGUUGGAGCUGUGUUGAAAGGCGCAACAACCGCUGUGUUGGUGGACUUUGACGUUGAUUGGCAAAUAGUUCCCGGGUUUUGGGGUUUAACUGUGCAUAUACCCGGGAUGUUUAGGGGAAAGUUCACACCGUCUCGACUGCAACGCAUGAGCGUCAGGAACACAACAUCGAAUACGGAAGGCAAGGGCUACACUGUGGGCCUCGCAGGGAGGUAUAAAAGCAAACUGACGGACGUAGAAUGGGAGAGCGAAUAUUACAAAAAGAUGUUCAAAUCCGUAGACACGUUGUCGAUACGUUUCGUUCUCGAUCUGUACGAUCAAUUCUCCCACAACGCAAGAAUCACCGGAAGCAUCGGUUUGACGUCCGACCUCGAUCCUCUGGAAACGACGGGCGAAAGGUUGUUGAUUGCGGAGAAUCCCAACUUAGCCCCGGCCCCCUUUUGCUAUGUGGAUAAUUCGAAACAUGCACUACUUUCAAUUGAUCUAAGCAUGAUAUUUGAAGCAGAUUUAGAUGGAAACUUUGAUACUUCUGCUUCAAUGUAUCUGGGAAUCUUGCCUUUUAUUUGCUCAGCAGAAAACCUUGAUUGUAUAACUCCAUUAAGUAUUGAACCAAUUAAACUGAACGAUGGGGCCUGGUAUAACGUGUAUGGGGGAAUUACUGAUUUGAGAUUCCAGAGCACCAUUGUUGACAUAAAUCACCGGUUGGUUAUUUACAUGGAAGAUGGCAAGAAAAAAAGAACAUUGGUAGCAGUGGAGCCAGAGCAUGGAAUUCAAAUUGGGUUGACGAACAACCUUGGAAGGAAGUUAAAUGUUGGUGAGCAAGCUGAGUUUGGAGCGUUCGUGACCAAGUUAGGACGGCCAGUGGUUGGAGCUUCUUUGGAUAUUGGAGUUGUUGCUGCAAACAGCUCAACAGACUGUGGAAGACCAACAUGCCAUAAUGAGUUGUCUGUGCCUCUUGAUGUGAUAUCAAUAAGCAAACCUGCACCAACAGACAAUGAUGGGAGAACCACCUUCACAGUUACUGCUGUAAAGAAUCCAAACAGUCCGCGUGGUUGUGGUUUAGACGGGCAAAUUUAUCCAAUGCGGGUGUUUUACAAGUACUUGGACUCUGAAGAUCCAUCCAACAUGAGGGCGGCUGUUUGUUAUUUUAAUCCUUCCGCAACAGAUGGUGACCUAAGAAAGCAGAAUGUGAGAAAGAUGGAAGCAAGAUAAUAAACAUCGAUACUUUAAAACCGAUCACUAAGGUUUAUGAUGAAGUUGAAGUAAAAGAUAAACCAACAUGGUUUGAUGUUAGAGAUAUUUUCAUCCAAUAUUACAACCUGUACCCUGUUAUGUGGAAGAAUGGGAUAAUAGACUUGCAUUCAUACAGGGACAUUAGGAAAAAUAAUGCUAUGUUGGAAUACGCGAUGUUUGAAUUAAAUAUCUCAGAUCCAAGAUAUAUGCCAGUCACGCGUGAUUUAUCAAAGAGCAAACAAAGGCUGAUCAAGACUUGGAUGGACACCGGCAUGCCGUACAGUUACCCACCAGAUGAGCAUAAUAUAAAUACAUAUUCAUGCAAUCCCGAUGCCAUCCCUGCCCAAGUGGCUGAACUUCGAAGGUUGGGGCAAGCGGCAAUCAUUACUGAGUUAACCACUAUACCCCCUUAUGUAACUGCAUGGUUGAGUUUGCAAACAGAGUUUGGUAGAAAUGUUGAAGUUGCUGGGAUUAUAAAGUCGGUGUUCGUGGAAGAGAUGCUUCAUCUUUCACUGGCUGCUAACUUCAUGAAUUCAGUAAGUUGUUAUAACAUAGAUGCUCUCAUAUGCAUAUACCAUGGGUAGGCAUGCAUCCAUAUUGUAAAAAAUCUGAGUACACAUACCAAC